Molecule: messenger RNA, 318 nt
Organism: Aspergillus saccharolyticus JOP 1030-1
Lineage: Eukaryota; Fungi; Ascomycota; Eurotiomycetes; Eurotiales; Aspergillaceae
Product: double-stranded RNA binding motif domain-containing protein
Exons: 3
Coding region: 1-318 (105 amino acids)
Source: RefSeq, a predicted model, not a curated record
AUGUCCGGUGCCUAUGCUUCGUAUCCGGCCACUACGCCAUCACCAGGAAAAUCAUGGCAAGCGAAACUGGAGGAGCACUGCAAAGAGAAUGGUGUCCCUAGCCCGGAGUUCGUGAUCGUGUCCGAUCGUCGAGGAGGUCGCACGGCCUGGUCCAGCUCGGUCACUGUUCGAGGCAUGUUAUUCAAGGCUCGGUUUUGGUACGAUGGCAAGAACCUCCACAACGCCAAGGAAGAUGCGGCCGAGUUAGCUGUGAACUACUUUCAUGACCUCGGUCAGAACUGCAGGCCGGGCAUGUACUCUCGAGGACCGGUGCGCUAG